ACCAAGGAUACCGUUGCUUUCAGUGUGGUGUUGACGUAGAGAUGGCCUUUGACGAUGAAUUAGAGGGGUUGAUCGUCUCUAAGAAGGGCAAAUACGUGAAGCUCACGUCUGUGGUGGUUGAUAAACUGAAACAGUUGAUACUCAGGUCAUCGGAGUGUGACAAGGUCAUCGCUUCGCAUCAUUUACGCGCGGACAAAUUCUUUGAAGAGUUCUUAUGGCCAAAUGUGUCCGGUAAGUGUACCGACAAUACACUGUUCGUGGUGUGGGUUUGUGUUGUGUCUCGUGUGCAAUCAGGAAAGAGGUUGCACUUUAACGGCGAUGAUCGUGCUAAAGUUGAAGAGUUUGUAUUCAGAUCAGUACAGGUCAUCAAAAACGACCAGCAAGUGCUUGGGUUGAAAGUGUGGGCCAUCAGGUUCAUCAGGUCUUUGAUGUCCUCACUGGAUAUCCCGGUCUUAAGGAAGGUGCUGGAACCUGUGUUUUCUAUAGCAUCAUGGAGAUCGCUAAAACAUAAACCACUGGACAAAUUCGACCUGCAAAGUUCAUACGACACAAUGAAUGAGAAGCUGUCCAAGCUGACCAAGAGGCAAGCAAUCAUAUAUAAUACCUUAUCACUGUUUGUUCAUGACUUGUGUUCUUCUCUAACAUCUCUUGAAGCCGUUACCAAGGAUAACGUUCGAUUCUACAAAGAGAUUGUGUCAACUCUCUCGUUGAUACUUUCUCAAUUACCAACAAGAAGGUUUUCCAAGACGAUAAUUGAACACUCAAACGCUUUACAGAUCCUAAAGUAUAGAAAAUUUGACCUGGGGUAUACGCUGGAGUUGUUUGAGUACUUUUUAAAAUUCCCAUUGGACGAAUUCACAGGUGAAAUGGAAACUCCAACAACUUUGAAGGCAAGAUACGACGAACGCUCAACAACUGUUAUCUCAUACCUGUUUACCCAUUUCAGUGACAAACUAGGAAGUGCGAUUUUGGAUUCUUCUGCUGCCAUAGCACCAAAUCUACAAAACAUACUGCUCAAACUAGACCCAAGUGAUAUUGAACAAAUGCUUAUCCAUCUGAAGCUCUCAACUACUUGUCCUGAUUUCUCCGUUGAUGCAUUGUCAUAUUUAGUCUUGGAGUACCUUUCACCACCAGAGACUUCAUCACAAACACUAAAGAAGUAUGGUUACCUUCCGAUGUAUCAAUCGUUAGUUCAAUUAUCCUCGAUUUCUCCAUUUGAACUGCCAAAUCUCAACUCGCAGUUCUUGUCCCUGUCAGACGCUCUAGUAAGGACUUAUAUUGAUGUCAGAUUCGGGGCCUUCAACAAUAUUUCGAAUCACAUUGUUCGCACCGUUUCUCGUUUCAAAAAAACUGGAGUAGAUGGUAAACUGACAGGGUCCAGUCGUCAUGCCAUAAAGUUGGGAUCAUAUAGUGUGGAGUCUACGGUCCACUUUGAUUCAAAGCUUGACUCGAUUAAAAAUACUAGAGUGACUUUACCGGUGGAACUGGGUAACUCUCAGGCUUCCCAUGUUUCUGAAUGGAAUGACAUUAAAACUGGAGAUGUCAUUUUGCUAGUCAAGCUCGGUGAUAGAUUACAAGGUAAAGGCUCCUUUGAGAAAUGUGGAAUCGAAAACGUUUGUUCUCUCCAUGUUGAAAGUGUCGCAAACAAGAAUGGUUCAAAGAAGCUGUCUUCCAAUAGCAGGUCGUUCCUUAUACAUGCAAUUGGUUCCCACGAGGAGAAUUUCGAGAACAUGAAUCUUCUACUCAAGCUACCAGAGGCUUUAAAAGACUAUUUUCAAAGUCUGAAGAACAUUGAAACCAUCGUGGAUUAUCCUGAUUCCACUUUAGAACCAUGGUUUGUGGAACAAAUCUUAGGAUAUGGAGACCACAACGCUGGAAACUUCACCAAGCUGGAUCACCGUUCCAAGUUGUCUCUGAAAUCUAUUCCAUGUGAUAUCAUUGAAGAAGCUCUAAAAGAUUUUGAAUUGGAUUGGCAACAUGAUUCCAAGAAGAGACGUGUUGAUGAUGAGAUUAAAAAGUCCUACGAUGCUGAAAUCAUUGGGAAACAAGUAACGUUAAAAGAGGGCACGUAUCAACCUUCGCUCAACUAUACCCCAGCUCAACUGCGUGCUAUAGUUUGCUCAUCUUUAGAUGGAUUAACCAUUGUUAGAGGGGCGGCUGGUUCAGGUAAGAGAAGCUUGGCUUCGCACAUUAUACUUUCCAAUAUUGUAAACCACUCCAACGAACGGAUUCUUGUGGUUACUAAGAAUGAAAUCACUCUUGAUGAUUUAAUGGAUAAGGUUAUCAAGUUAGGUGUUAAGGAUGAAUAUGUCUUCAGUAUGACAGACACAGCUAGUCAAGAGGAGAAAGUGAAAGCUUCCACACUUAGAAUAACUGAACUACUUGGUAACGUUGGAGACUUGGCAUCUCUAUUGGAUAUUCACGGUGCACAUGAUAAUGAUCCCCUUUGCGCUACCAACUUUUGGAAGUAUGAGCUUCAACCUCUUUGGGAAUCAUUCUUACACAAGUGUAAGAGCUGUGACUCUUCAGAAGCUUUGUUAUCGUGUUAUCCCUUCAAGAGGUUUGGUAAAUUGAACAUUGACGGAUCUCAAGAUUUCAAUUCAACAUUGAAAGCCAUCCUAGGUCAUUACUGCGAAAUUGCAAACUUGUUCGAGGAGAUUGAACGCCUCGGUCCGUUAAGUUUCCUCACCUCUAAAAAGUCAAAGGCUGAGUAUCUAUUGACGUUACAAGCGAAAGUGAUUGGUGUCACUGCAAGCUUCCUUGAGGAGAAUUUCACGUUGUUACAAGGCUAUAACGUCCACUACAGCAGUAUCUUAUUUGCGGAAGCCUCACAGUUGAACAUCCAUGAAUCUAUUUUACCAUUUCUUGUCGAUUCCAAGGGAACACAGUCUAGAGUCAUUAUGAUUGGCGAUGAGCUUAACCUGGGGCCGUCUGUGCUCGACAGUGAGAGUGGUAAAGUCGUUGGACUGUCCACUAGUCUCUUUGAACAGCUGAUAAACAAAGGCGCAGCUUCAAUAACCCUGUCUUCCCCUGAAGGACCACUGGAAGUGGAGCACAUCAUUGUCGAUGGCUCUACAGAAGAACCAGAAACAGGAUUUUACCACAACCUCCAAGAGUGCAAUGCGAUCAUAGACUACAUCAGUACAUCAAACGAAGACCUCACGGUGUUAACACCAUUUGAAGGACAGAGGGCUCCACUACAAAUGAUGGUUGAUGGAAAGUUCAACGGUAAAUUCACCGUCCAAACUGUCGAGUCGUUUAGAGGAUGUCGCUCCAACACCGUCAUUGUCUCAAUGGUUCGCACAGGAAACUACAGAUUCGACGAGAAGCUCAUCCACUCCAUCUACCAAUCAGCAAUAUCCAAGCUCGUCAUUGUAUGCUCACCAGCUUACAAAAGAGACUACGGGUUUGUCUUUGUAUAGCAUAAAUCAGAGCUCCA
Messenger RNA from Williopsis jadinii, 3439 nucleotides. RefSeq lists its product as uncharacterized. Gene Ontology annotation, cellular component: catalytic step 2 spliceosome. The transcript has a single exon. NCBI's taxonomy places the organism in Eukaryota, Fungi, Ascomycota, Saccharomycetes, Phaffomycetales, Wickerhamomycetaceae. Gene Ontology annotation, molecular function: mRNA binding. The record is from RefSeq and is a predicted model, not a curated record. Bases 42 to 3422 code for a protein of 1126 amino acids.